Messenger RNA from Perca fluviatilis (European perch), 1123 nucleotides. RefSeq lists its product as uncharacterized. Bases 225 to 635 code for a protein of 136 amino acids. The transcript is spliced from 4 exons. NCBI's taxonomy places the organism in Eukaryota, Metazoa, Chordata, Actinopteri, Perciformes, Percidae. The record is from RefSeq and is a predicted model, not a curated record.
UGAAGUGUGUGACAUGUUUAUGUGUGAGUGUGUGUUUGUGUGUACCUGAGAAAGUUGUGUGAUGGGACAUACUCAACACUGCAAUCAAUUGUCCUUCCUCUGAGCAGCCCUGCGUUUCAUUCCUGAUUGCUCGGCUCUGUUUCUUCAGCAGGACUGUUGAAAGUUGUCGAAAACCAAGGAGAACAUUAAGGAUUAACAGAGACACUAAAGAAGCAGUGGUCAAGAUGUUGGUCACCAUGCUAACAGCCAUGUAUAUGGUGGUCAGAGUCGUAGAAUCGAUAGGGGUGCGGUUUGCACGGCAACAAGAGCCUUUGCCUUACAUGCUGUCCCAGCCUUUGCCUUGGCAUGUUCACUCAGUGUCACACAGUCGGAGGAGCAGCAAAGCAGAUGAGUUUGAUGGCCUCAGGAGGAACAGCAUAGGCGUGUAUAGAAAGAACUAUGUCUCCAUGGCAAUUGCCUCCGCCUCUCUGGCUGUCCCCUGUGUCCUGUCGUGCUCAGAAUCCAAUGCCAGCAAUGGAACGUGCACCAUGCCCGCUGUUCCUCCGCUCAGCCCUGUUGAAGUUGAGAAGGCCGCCGCCACCAUCCAGACCCAUUUCAGGAAGUUCCAACAGAAGAAGCACAAGAACACCAAGUAGAUGGACAAAGAGGGAUAGUGGUGCCGGUGCUUUAAGCCUGAGGUAGGACGUAUGUGGAUCCACCAAGCGAUGGAUGAACUCUGGGAUUGUGUAUACCCAUUGCAUACACAAAUGCAUAUAUGCCCUCAUAUGCAAAUGUCCAUAUAUUCAAACUUCAUGAUAAAAACUUAGUAGAGCUCCUGGAUGAGUGAUACAGUAUAAACAAAAAUAUACAGUAAUAGCUUACAUCCUAAACAGCUAAUAUUUGAAAUUCUAUGUUAAUAAUAGAUUAACUAUGUUAUAAUACACUAUACAUCUGAAUGAAUGUUAGUUUUGAUGUGCUGUGAUGACAGAGUGUGUGAGUGACUGAAUAUGCUGUGAAUAUAUAUAACUGUUUUGACUAAAUAAAUAUGUACAAAAUAAUAAUCAAAUAAUGUGUCAAUACUGUGUAUCUUUCAAAAACUGUCACAUUUUACCAACCUAUUUCAAUAAACUCUACUGUAAGCCUU